Molecule: messenger RNA, 798 nt
Organism: Gongylonema pulchrum
Lineage: Eukaryota; Metazoa; Nematoda; Chromadorea; Rhabditida; Gongylonematidae
Source: the annotation of a GenBank genome assembly
AUGAGAAGCGAACGAGAAAUGGUCCCAUCUGUGAGCGAUGCCUCGGGAUGCGCACUGAAUAUGAAGUGGUUUGAAGGCACUGUUGCGGAAGCAAUCUCGGAGAGUCGCCUCAAGAAGACACCGUUCAUCGUAUGCAUACAGAGCCCACCAGAAAAUGCAGAUGAGAAAAGCAUAAAAAUGGAGCGAUUGGUGGGCUCAGUUGAUAACAGCAUGUACACACCGGCACUGGUCGGAAUACGCAUUUUCGAUCGAAGCGAAUCCGCGAAACAGUUCGCCCAAAUUUACCCAGUGCCGAUCGUUCCAGCAAUGUAUAUUAUCGAUUUAAAAGGAAAACCUCUGGAUGUAAUUACAGUUACCGAGGAGCUCGAUGAGGACGUUUUUCGCCACAGGCUAAAGAUAGCUGUUGAAAUGGCGCAUGCUCCCGAUCAACCCUCAUCGUCAGCAUCAGCUGUACAAAGUAAACCCAACGUAGAAGCGAACGACAACCACCAUGUGAAGAGUUCGUCCGUGGAAGGGGAAGCAAAAAGUGCAAAAGAAAAACUUGAAAGGAAACAUGUGGGAAACGAGUUAACAGGGGAAAGUGAAGAAAUGCGCAAAGAACUGGAGAGAAGAAAUUUGGGCAAACAAAUGGCCGAGGCACAAGCGAGCCGCGAGGAACGCGAAAGACGCGAAAUUGCGGAGCAGAGAAGACGCGAGAAGCGUGAACAGGAAGCGUAUCUGAGAAGGCUUCGAGAACAAAUCAAAGCCGACAGUUUAAUGUACACUCUACUGUUUUUCUGGAAUAUUGCUGAUUCAUAG